Molecule: messenger RNA, 3711 nt
Organism: Linum tenue
Lineage: Eukaryota; Viridiplantae; Streptophyta; Magnoliopsida; Malpighiales; Linaceae
Source: the annotation of a GenBank genome assembly
CUGUGGGCGAGGGUGAUCCUGGCCAAGUAUGCGAGGAAAACUGGGGAAGGGCUCCAAUUCCGCACCACAGGCAGGCUUUCAAACCUUUGGAGGGGGGUUAUUCGGGUGAUACACCUGGUUGAGGAAGCAACUUGUUGGAAUAUCCGUAAUGGACGAACAGCGAAGUUCUGGACUGAUAGGUGGCUGGAUGACAACACAAUCCUCGCGCACCAUGCUCCGAACCUGCCGACCGAGCUCCUUGACAUGCCAGUCAUUGACUUUGUACUUAACGGUAAGUGGAACUCGGAAUUCCUUCUCUAUUACUUACCUGUUAAUGUUGUUUCGCAGAUCAAUCUCCACCCAGUCCCGACGGAGCAAUGGGAGGACGUGCGUGCAUGGAGAUUCAAUCCCGAUGGCAAAUUCAGGUUCCGAUCGGCGUAUGAGCUCACCGACACUGCAGAGGCGCCGAACCAAGGACACCAAGCAUGGCGAUCGGUGUGGAAGGCUCCGACUCUUCAACGCGUGCGAACCUUCUUGUGGCUGAUGAACCAUGGGCGCCUCCUCACUAACGCGGAGAGAGCACGAAGACACCUCACAAGUGAUACGAAUUGCAAGAUUUGCGGAGGAGGACCGGAGACGACCCUACACGUCGUCAGAGACUGCCCUUUUGCCCGAGCAACGUGGGCGGAUCUGCUGGAGGACGAGCCGGAUUCAAGAUUCUUCGAACCUGAUGGCCUGAGGUGGAGUCUUUACUACCUUUCAGGGAGGAGCAAUACCAUUGAUGCUACUAUUUUUGCAGGAACCUGUUGGCUGCUGUGGAAGAACCGGAAUGACUUCGUGUUCCAGGACAAGUUGAAGACCCAUACACAAGUCCAGUUCCACUCAAAACAGCUCCGGGACGAGAUCAUUAAAGCAUUCGACCAGGAGAGAACAGUUUUCGGGACUGGGGGCACCCGAGAGCAGCGCCUUGUUGGCUGGCAACCACCGGCGCAGGACUGGGUCUGUGUUAACACUGACGGCUCAGUCAAUCAUUCUCCGGAGAGCACUUCUUGUGGCGGCAUCAUGCGGGGGAGUGAUGGCCGCUUCAUCAGAGCAUUCACAGCAAACCUGGGGGGAGGCUCUAUCACCCGUGCGGAGCUGGCUGGUAUUGUGUAUGGGUUGGAUCUUGCUUGGGAGCAAGGAGCCAGGAAAGUUCUUCUACAAACAGACUCAGCGACUGCAAAAUCCCUGAUUGAGAACGCCACCGAGCAGCAUUUGCACUUCUCACAGAUUAGCGAGAUCAGGCGGAGACUACAGCGAGAAUGGACAAAAAUCAAGCAGCGAAUGGAACCGAUGGCAACGGAGCCGUCGUCUCCUUCCAUAGUCGAAGUCAGAGAAGAGAUUAUGAUCUCUCCGGUCGACGGUGAAGCAACCUCUACGCCGAGGACAGCCCAUUUCCUGAAACCCUCCAUCUCUUCAUUCAAAGCAACGAUCUUUGAGUCCCCUCCAUCCGAUCUCUCAAUAACCCCCUCGCGGCCGUUCGUUUCUUUUGCUGGUUGGAGGUACGGAGCAAGAAAUUGGAAGUUGUGGGUGGAGAAAAUGGCGGCAACCCACAAACCCACAUGGGAGAAAGCCGGCAUUUUUUAUGCGGUGAGGAACUCGGUCCACGAAAUCAGGAGAGACGACGACUUGGUUUUCGGAUUGGCGGAGAGAUGGUGCUCGAAGACCAACUCAUUCGUUUUGCCGUGGGGUGAAGCUACUGUGACAUUGGAGGAUAUGGCGGUUCUGGGGUUCUCUGUAUCAGGGUCCCCUGUUUUUCGCCCCAUUGGAGAGACAGAGGAGCUGAAAGAGCUGGAACAGGGUCUUAGUAUGGCGAUGAAGGAGAUCUCGCGAUCGACGGCUAAAAAGGCAGCAGUUGGUUGCUGGAUAACGAAAUUCAGAGAUAGCGAGAGCUUAAUCGAGCACGAAGCUUUUCUGGUGGCAUGGCUGUCCAGGUACGUUUUUUCCAAUACUCACGAUUGCAUAAGAAGGGAAGCUUUUCCGAUAGCUAUUCACCUUGCUAGGGGAAUUAGAAUUGCUUUGGCACCCGCUGUUCUCGCCAGUAUUUAUCGCGAUUUGGGCAUUUUGAAGCGUGAAAUUGUCAACGAAUCAAGAGGUUCUUCGUCUUCCAUUGUCAAACUCUGGUCACCAUUUCAGCUAGUCCAGGUAUGGGCUUGGGAGAGAUUCAUUCAGGUUCAGCCGCAGCCUAACGAUCUGAGCCGCGGCGAACCCAGAUUAGCUCGAUGGAGUUCCAAGAAGAUAGAAAAAAGAGGCCAGGACAGGAGGAUGAUGUUGGACUCUGCUGCAGACACUUUCAUCUGGCGUCCGUACACUCUGCCCGUCAGAAAUUGGGGAUUUCCCCUCAAAUUCUACGGCGAGAAGGAGAGAUGGGUAACGCUCAAGUCUGGCUAUGAGAACGACGACGACGAUGAUGAUCUGGUGUGUUUUGCUCGAUGCUUGAGGCCUUCAUUUCUUGUUGGAAUGGACACUGUAGAGCAGUAUUUUCCUCAUAGGGUUGCAAUGCAGUUUGGGUUUGAUCAAGGCAUACCUGGCUGUGUGGGUGAAUCAAACAAGACUACUGAUUGCUCUGUUGAUGCUUGGGGUGAUUACAGUAGAGAUUUAGAUGGUGUAAGCUUGUAUGUCCCGUCCCGGCUAUUCGAGGCAGAUGUAACUACUCUUUAUCAUCAAUGGUGGAAACAGGCGGUUGUGGAAUUGCGCCGAGGGGAGCUACUGAGUUUGUCAAAGCGGGACAAGGGAUCGAAGAAGUUGAUGGAGAAGAAGGCUGGUGGUGGGAAGUUAACUUUGUCGAAGAAGGUUUCGAAGCAUGAGCAGAAGAGAGGUCUAGAAACAGCAGCAGAUGGUUCGGGCUCUAGGGGUCUUCUUAGUCAGAAAAUCUCAGCAAUGUCAUAUAAGAAUGCAAAGAGAAAGAAUGAUGGUCACAAUGGGUUGACUGACAUCGACCGCCUUGUGAAACGGGCUCGGGCUCGGGCUCAUGGUACCAUAUUUACCAAAGAUGGUUCUCGUAUUGAUGUCUUGGAUCCAUCACCGGUAUCAGAAGCUAAGGUUGUGGGAAGGGAUGAUGAUGAGGAGGAGGAAGAUAUGAUGACAAGUGGACAGUUGGUGAAAGCUAACUACAAGCAUGGACAUGCUGAGAAGAUAAUAUAUGGUGGGGAUGCUCCCAGUUCGUCUCUCCGGUCAAGGAAUAUUGGAGGAGCUGUUGAAACUGUGUCGGCAUUGAUUGGGAUCGAAAGGGAAGCAGCUGCUGAAAGUAGACAGAAGAAUCAUGGCUACCAGAAUCAUUUGGAUCAGUCCUCGAAUUGCCAGUUUUCAGUAGCACCGGGUCAGACUCCUGGGGUAGGAUCCAGUGAUGUUUCGUCAGGUCAACUGCAAUCCCUUUCCUUUUCAGCAGAGAAAGAUGUGGUGGACUUGGUAAGUCCAGAUAGAGAAGCAACGAUGAAAACUGUGAUGAAGAUGGAGCCUUUUGAAGAAGUGAUGAAGGAAGUUACAGCAGCAGCAGUUGCUGAAGUUGAGAACCAAAGUAAUGAGUCUACUGUAAGCUUGUCUGGAGGAGCAAUGAACCUGGGCAUCAGAAACAGCGAAGCGGGUGGUGGUGAUUCCACGUUUGGAUCGAUGCUGAAACGGCUUGACACUCAGCUUAGUGGGCUGGAGAAGCAACUCGCUGUGUUGAAAGCAGCAAGAGUUGUUGGCAAGUAA